AUGUUUUUCGAAUUUUGCGUGACAGCCAUCAUUAUCGCGUUUCUCUGCUGGAAUCUACUGCAAGACGCAGACUACGUGUUACGAUUCUACGAGGCAUUCGGCAAAUCUGAUGAAAAUUUGCGGGGCAAAGUGGCAUGGAUCACGGGAGCUGGAAGCGGAAUCGGGAAAGCACUGGCUUUGCAUUGGGCCUCGAAAUCCGUUCGUUUGGUCCUCACUGAUCUCAAUUCAGACUCAUCUUUGCACUGGGCCUCGAAAUCCGUUCGUUUGGUCCUCACUGAUCUCAAUUCAGACUCACUAGAAAAGGUGAAAUCCACGAUCGGUGCCAUGAAAUCCCCGCACACAGGCAUCGAGGAUGUUCUUCUGCUUUCCGGGGAUGUGACAGUGAGAGAGAACCACUCGAAAUGGUUCAACAGUGUGAUGAACAAGUUCGGUACCUUGGACAUCUUGGUCAACAACGCUGGUCGACUCGUUCAAGGAGAAUUGGACUCGGUCCCUUUCGAGUUGAACAAAGACAUAAUGGAUAUCAAUACUAUGGCAGUUGUUGGUUUGACGAAGCAAGUUCUGCCACACUUUCUCAAGAAAAAGUCUGGUUAUGUCGUGACAACCUGUAGCAUCAUGAGCUACGUUACGUUGCCAUUCUUGUCCGCCUACUGCUCUUCAAAAGCCGCCAUUCGCGCCUACAUGAACUGCUUGCGAAUGGAAGUGACGAAGGAGAAUAUUUGUGUGACGGUCAUCUGUCCUGGAUUAAUUCAAACAAAUAUUGGGCAAAACAGAUUUCGAAAUGUCACUGGACAGCAAACGCUGACCGAGAAUUACCCAAAAAUUGUCAAUCCCAUGAGUUCGGAGAGAUGCGCUGAGUUGAUGAGCAUCGCUGUUGUGAAUCGGAUUUCUGAGGCAUGGAUAUCAACUCAUCCCGCCUUGGUCGUCGCCAGUUAUUACGUACUAAAACUGUGCACUGUUGACGGUCAAGAACCAUAUGUCUUCAUGUUAUUCAUCCCACAUCAGCGUUCAUCGGAUUGUAGUGAAAACAACCCCAUUCGUGUAUUGGUGCCGAGAAAAGUUUUUCUGAGGCAAUCGAAUCGCUGUGAUGGAGCAAAACUUCAAGACUGCGACAGUUGUGGUGCUGAUAGAUACAAUGAACUGCUGCAAUAAUGAACAAAGUCGCCAGAAAAUAAAUGUUGCAUACAGCGCUUGGAGAAAUGACUUUUUGGUGGCAUUUGUGCAAUGGAAGCGUCGUAGCAAUGAAAUCAAGUAUUAAAUGAAAACCUGCAGGAUAUUGAGA
Molecule: messenger RNA, 1282 nt
Organism: Notodromas monacha
Lineage: Eukaryota; Metazoa; Arthropoda; Ostracoda; Podocopida; Cyprididae
Source: the annotation of a GenBank genome assembly